Molecule: messenger RNA, 1457 nt
Organism: Radiomyces spectabilis
Lineage: Eukaryota; Fungi; Mucoromycota; Mucoromycetes; Mucorales; Radiomycetaceae
Exons: 4
Coding region: 94-1080 (328 amino acids)
Molecular function (GO): molybdenum ion binding; pyridoxal phosphate binding; catalytic activity
Source: RefSeq, a predicted model, not a curated record
AUAAAAGUGGGCACCCGAUCCGCGGGCCCUUUGUAGCUUGCCUUAGUUUUUUUUUCAGCUUAUCGUCGUUGCUGUUUUUAAGCUCUUGGAACCAUGGCUUCUCUUAGUGCCAUUCAUAUUUUUCCUGUAAAGUCAUGCCACUACGUGCAAGUCGAGGAAUGCAAAGUGCAUCAUUUAGGAUUGGAAAAUGAUCGUCGAUUCAUGCUCAUUGACGAACGAACCGGUCGCUUCAUCAGUCAAAGAAAAUAUUCUUCGAUGAUUUUGUUGCGCCCUGUUAUUGAUCUGGACAAAGAAACGUUGUCCUUGACCUCGGACCGUCAAGCCCCACUUGUUUUACCUCUGCAUCCAGACACGAGCGCUUUGCAGAAACGAUCGGCGCAACUGUGGAAGAAUACCCUCACCGUGUUUGAUCUCGGUGACGAAGCAGCGGCAUGGUUGAGUGAGUUUUUCCAACUUCACCGAGAUCACGAUAUUCAAAACAGCCACAACCCGGACGAUCCGGUGAAGGACAACGACAGUCUGGUGAAAGCUCGUUUGGUGUAUGCCGAAGAUCCAAAGAAAGGCGUUUACCAAAAUCCGGCCCAUGUGAAACUGCCUGGCGUCCACUCGCCUUUUACGGACUGGUCGCCUAUCUCGUUUGGAUGCGAGGCGAGCCUGGACGCGAUGAAUACCGACCUUGUGAAUCAAGGGAUCAGUCAAGGCGCUAAAAUUCCACUCAUUCGAUUUCGCAACAACAUUUCGAUUUCAGGCACCACUCCUUGGGAAGAAGAAAAUUGGCUGGUGGUAAAGAUCGGGGAGGUCACAUUUUACGUUAUACGACCUAUUGCUCGGUGCACAGUGCCGGGAGUUGAUCAGGAUACGGGCAUAAAAGAUAGCUGGGGUGGUCCCACGCCUUAUCUUGUUAAACACCGUCAAUUUGCUGAAAAGCCCAAUGAAGGCCGAUUUUGCGUGGAUGUGGUGCCACUCACCAGCGGUACAAUUCAUGUAGGCGAUAAAGUCCAAGUCUUGGAAAGGAUUCCCACAGAAUACCAACAACAACCAGUCAAGGCCGAUCAACCCAAUGUCCCCGCCAGAAGAUAAUAAUAAAACGAAAAUGAAAAAAAUGAACCCUUUGAGCAGAUCCGCAGCGAAAUAUACAUUCCUUGAUAUAUUUGAAAGCUAUCACUAUUAGUACAUAGGAAAUUUUGCGCUUGGUAAAACAGGCAUCCUAUAUUUGUCAGGCAACUCAUACGUUUUGAAAGUAUUUUCUCAUUCAUCAUUGUGUGCAUGUUUGUGUGUGUGUUUUAAAGCAAUCGCGGACAACCUCUGGUUAGAAGAGCGCAUUAUCGGGUUUUGUUUGUGGCAUCGCAUCGCAAGUCUUUCGACUUACGAUUCACAAACCAAGAAAAAAGGAAGAUACUGCUACUAGCCAGACGGUUCUGAUGAAAACUACAAUUAACAAGUCUGCAAAAAUCGCU